GGGUGCUUUGCUGGCAUUCCCAAGCCUCCUGCCAUCCCGCAAGCUUCGCCUGCCCUAUCUCCCUCUUCGGCUGUUUGCUACAUGGAGAACAAGAGCUGCAAAGGGGACAGCCUGCGGCCAGCUGUCCAGUGCAAACACUCUGUCGAGAAGAAGACAAUGACUAAUCCCACGACGGUGAUUGAAAUCUACCCAGACACCACCGAGGUGAACGAUUACUAUCUCUGGUCCAUCUUCAACUUCGUAUACCUCAACUUCUGCUGUCUCGGCUUCAUCGCUUUGGCCUAUUCUUUGAAAGUCCGGGAUAAGAAACUCCUCAAUGACCUGAACGGAGCUGUUGAAGAUGCCAAGACAGCCCGGCUUUUUAACAUCACCAGCUCGGCACUCGCCACUUUCUGCAUCAUCCUUGUCUUCAUCUUCCUGCGCUACCCGCUCACUGACUAUUAGAGCAAGGCCAGCAGCCGCUGCCGAAAUGCCUCAGUGCCAGAAGUGUCCAUCGAAUUUCCUCCAGCAAGGACAUGAAACAACAAUCCAUCUUGAUUGCAAAAAAUAAAUACAAAGUAAAACCCACCAAGCAACUCCCAACCCUGACUGGUAUUUGAACUUCUGUAGAAAAAGAAAUUACUUUUACAUUUUUUACAGAAAAAUAUUUAUUUUCAUGAUAAACAAAAGUGGGUGAUGACAAUAUGCAAAGCUUAGAACUAACCACAACAUGAGCCAAUAGCUGUGUAGCUAGAUGCUGCAACCAUAGUGGCGGUUGAGGAGUCAGAGAGAACAUUGUGUCAUCGACGAUCCGCUGAUUAAAGUUACAUAAGCAGCCCAAGCGCUGAGCUGUGUUUUAGAUGGAAAACAGCAAAUAGCCCUAUUGGGAGAGCUGAACUCCAGAUCUACCGGGAAGCAUGUGCACUGAUUUAGAGCUCAAGAGAGGGAGGAAAAAUGCCUGCUACUGCGAGAUAAAACUGAGAAGUAAAGCAGGGCAGAUUCAGGACAUAUCAGAUGUGUUCAGGCUGCUACCACGUCCUCUCUCUCUCUCUCUUCCCCUCACUCCCCUGUAUAUUUUGUUCUUUUCCUCUUUUUAUACAUUUAUUCAUUGAAUUUCAUUUGAAGGCCAGACUAGUUUACCAUUCCCCGUCCCCAGAGAGCUUUAUCCUUGAGAGUUCAUAGUAGAGAAUCCUGAAGCCGCCCGAUAAACCCCAAAGAAUUAAAACAAAACAAAACUCCUCCAUGGAAUCUCCUGCAAAUGCCGAGAACGUAGGCAACCUUUGGAGAACUUGCAUAUAUCCUGUAUACCGACUCC
Molecule: messenger RNA, 1294 nt
Organism: Emys orbicularis (European pond turtle)
Lineage: Eukaryota; Metazoa; Chordata; Testudines; Emydidae
Gene: IFITM10
Product: interferon induced transmembrane protein 10
Exons: 2
Coding region: 82-444 (120 amino acids)
Cellular component (GO): plasma membrane
Source: RefSeq, a predicted model, not a curated record